Anastrepha obliqua is the source of this 1032-nucleotide messenger RNA. RefSeq lists its product as uncharacterized. Lineage: Eukaryota; Metazoa; Arthropoda; Insecta; Diptera; Tephritidae. The coding region runs from base 68 to 808 and encodes 246 amino acids. The record is from RefSeq and is a predicted model, not a curated record. The transcript is spliced from 2 exons.
GCUCAAUUCAGAUGCAUCAAAGUCGUCGAAACGAUUGGUACGGAAACUUACAAGCAAAUACAACAAAAUGGCAAAGAUUUCAGUUUCAAUAGUUUUGGGCGUUUAUUUAGCGCUGCAGGUCGUCACCGCCUUUCCGCAUCAAAAGCCCUCAACCGCCAUUCAGGAGAAUGAUAUCAAAUUAAAGGAGUUGCAAAUCACAGAUGAAUCGAAAUCCACAGAAACCGAUUUUCGCACUUUACUCCAGCCAGAGAUUCUUAAAAUACUGAGCACCAUACAGGACUACUCGAACACAUUGAUACUGGAAACGACCAAGUUUCUUGAUGACCUAAUCUUCGAACUGAAUGCAUUACCUGAGCAAAAUCAGUUUGUCGAAGAACUUAUUCCCAGAUUAACGGAAUUAUCGGAACGCAUGGAGAAACUUGAUUUAGAUGACGACUCUACUCCUGGACUAAGCCGAAAGCAAGCCAUCUUAGAAGAAAUCGCUCAAAUGUAUGGAGACCUUGCGAUCAUAGUGAAGAGGAAAGAUGAAAGCAGCGAAACAGCUGUGUUGAAGAAAGUAGUUGAAAAAUUAGAUUUGGAUAGGCUCAAUGAUCGCGUUGAAGGCUCUAUGAAGAAAGCAGUCCAAAACUAUACACAAAGUUUCGAGCGUUUCUGGAACUCGCUCAGUGAAGCACAAAAGGAAGCACAUCCGGAAUUGAGUGACUGGUAUAAGCGUUUUCAAGCUAAAGAAACAGUUGAAGAGAAAUACAAAACAUUUAUAGAGUUUCUUUACAUUCUAAAAAGCACACUUGGGAAGAAAGAAAAUUAAGGAAUAUUCUUAGAGGCUCUCUCUGUGUUAUAAAUCUGGUUUUGCGUAGAAGUUUAUGAGCUUGCACCUACAACACGCGACGAAUGAUUGCACAUAAGCAUUUGGAGGCUAUUUUGACUAUUUAUUUCUGUUUGCCUUUUGAAUGUUCACUACUAUGUUUUAUAAAAGUUUAGCUCAUUACUUAUACAAAAUUAAAAAAACAAAUCCCAAUCGUUGCAUCAGAA